GUGGAUGACAUCUUAGGAGAAGGCAGUGAUGAAAGUGACAGUGAAAAAAAAAAGACAAAAGAAAAAGGUGAAAAACCUCAGACUGGUUCAACAGAGACUGUGGGAAUGCAAACGGAUCAGAGACCUGCAUCAUCAUCGUCAUCAUCAUCGUCAUCAAGUGAACAAAGCUUAACAGCCAGUGUACCCAGGGGUCACAAGCGCAAACUGGAUGAAGAGGACUCUGGCAGUGAAUCCAAUAAAGAAUCUAGCAAUGAAGAUGAGGAAGGAAGCAGUUCUGAAGCAGAUGAAAUGGCAGCAGCGCUUGAAGCUGAACUGAACGAUUUCAUGUGACGCUCACGCAGAAGACAGAAUUUGUAAUUAUGUUUUACUUCCCAUAAACCCAUCGGACUUCAGAUGAGUCCCUUCUGUCAGUACUCAACGUUUUUCCAAAAUGCGUGUGUAUAUUUUGCAAAGCAACACAAGAGGCGACACAUUAUUUUACAAAAUCGGAAACAGAUGUUUUUAAGGUGUUUUACUAGAGGAAAAUAUACUUUUUUAAACAAAAAAAGUAUCAAAUGGGACUUGGUGUGCUAUGCCAAAGACAUGUUAGGAGCUCUGCAGAACCUUCGUGUACAGGGCAGCGAUACAAAGAUUCGUGAUUAAACAUACAUUGUUUAAAAUAUUACAGUCUGUGGUUUAUGGGUAACAGUCUUCAAAAAAAAGGAGGAGAUAAAGGAGAGGGAAUUGUCUGGGCAGUACAGCAGAAACCUGAUGAACUGGUCAUCCUUUUCCACAAAUAAAUGCUAUCAAAUAUAAAAGGAUUUUUAAAAUAAAAAAGAACGAUUUAUAUUUGUAUAGAAACAGAAUGUGAUAUGCAAGCUUUGUGAACUCUGCACUUGACCCACCCGUCAUUUGCUUCUAAGAGAAUACAUAACGAUCAAAACUCAUGUUUUUAAGUUACUUUGUGGAAUAGUUGGGUUCUUUAGGGACAUCGUUUAGACUUUUAACAUUUCUUCUCUGUAACGGGAAAUUUAGCACAUCCGUGUGAUCCUGUACUGCCAUCAGAAGCAUAUUCACCCAUUCGUGUUGUCUUGGAAAGAACGAGUGCUACUUCCGUCUAGAUAGGAUUUAAUUCCUUUGACAAGAGUUCUGAUGUAAAGUUUUUGUAUAUUCUAUUUCAUAUUUGACCCACAAAACAGAUUUUCUUUCAUUUAAUAAAAAUUCGUUUUGU
Molecule: messenger RNA, 1210 nt
Organism: Leptosomus discolor (cuckoo roller)
Lineage: Eukaryota; Metazoa; Chordata; Aves; Leptosomiformes; Leptosomidae
Source: RefSeq, a predicted model, not a curated record